GGCAGUGGGCGGGCCCGGGCGGCUCCUCCCGGCGGCGGCGGCGAAGAUGGCAGAUUUUUUGAAGGGGUUACCAGUCUACAACAAAAGCAACUUCAGCAGAUUCCAUGCGGAUUCCGUGUGUAAAGCAUCCAACAGACGCCCAUCAGUUUAUCUGCCCACGAGAGAAUUUCCCUCUGAACAAAUCAUAGUAACAGAAAAGACAAAUAUCCUCUUGCGUUAUUUACACCAGCAGUGGGACAAAAAGAAUGCGGCGAAGAAGCGAGACCAGGAGCAGGUGGAGAUCGAGGGGGAGAACUCGGCGCCUCCGCGGAAAAUCGCUCGGACAGACAGCCAGGACAUGAACGAGGACACUUAGAGCGAGCCUGGGCUCUCCCUCCGCUCCUUCCAGCGCUUCCCGCUCUGUCUCCACGUGUGUAAAUUUGGCCCCUCUCCCCCCUUCCUUUUAUCCCCCCUCCCCACGGCGCAGCCCAAACCACUUCUGACUCCACGGGAGCCAAUGUAUUUAUUUUGGGUUUUUUUCUUCCCCUCUCCCUCCUCCUCCUCCUCCAGUUGUUUUUUUUUUUGGUUUUGUUUUUUUUAUUUAUGCCCCCCCAGCUCCCGGAGCAGCGGUGGGACCGGGCAGUCCACGCAGCAGAACCUUAGUCCCCUCCUUCCCAAAAAAUACCACGUUGUCACUUUUGAGUGGGUCGGUGGGAUCUGCUCCCUGCGACCUCCCGGGGCCGUCCCCUCACCGCUGACGUAUUCCAAGGGGCUCACUCCUCUGGGUGUUCCCCAUCCAGCCAUAACUGUGGGGACGUUUUUUUUUUAUUUUCCCUCAAAUAUUCCAAACCAGUCCCGGAUGCCGCUGAGGGGGGGUGUUGACGGGAGCAGAUUCCUUGGCAGCUCCAUCCCGGCCGUGUUCCCGGGCCUGGCCCACGAGCCUCCUCCCGUGGCGCUGCAGGGCUGCGGUGAAAGGUGUGUUGCUUUUGUCGCUCUCAAAUUCCCACCUCCUGCCGGGCUGGAGUGGCCUGAUCCCCGCGAUUUCUCCGCUGGAAUAAAAGGAUCCUCCCAUCCCGCUCCGGCCGCGUGUCCCGGCAGAGGCCGAGGGGAUGGACGGGGGUCGGCACCGCUGGAUCUGCUCCGGGAGCACCUCGGCACCUGCUUCCCUGCCUCAUCCCUCGGCUCUGGAGAAUGGUACAGUGGCUUUUCCUGCCAGGAAUGCAGGACGUGGAGUGGAUCAAACGUGAGCUUCCAUGGUCUGUGCUGACGACCAAUCCCUUCGGACUGUGACAGUUCAGUGCCUGUCGCCUGUAACCCUUCCCUGGCUCUGAGAGGAGCCGAAACGGAGACCUGUCAGUCAUCCCGGUGGAUCCAGAGGUCCAGGACUCGUGGAGAGGAGCGUCGUCACCGGGAGGGGCCAGGAAAGGAGUAGCUUAGUCACGAUGUCGUGUGUGCUUUGCCCCGAGGAGCUGAUCCCCACUGUGGUCGCUGAGAUCGUGGCGUUCGUAGCUGUGUUUUUUUCCUCGUCGACAAACCCCCGACACCAGGGAACCACACGGAUGUUUUUUUUUCCCGGAGAUCCUGGAGAGCCUGGCUCCGAGGGGCUUUGAGGGUUCCUGCUGGCCCUGUCCCCCCCCACCCCUGCCCGUCCCAGGGGUGCCACACAUCCCCUCCGGGGGCGCAGGGACGGGGCGGAAGCAGAACCUUAGGAAGAGCAGGACGCGGCUCCCGCUGGAAUUUUAAACGUCCCUUUAGGCACCGGGAUUGUGAAUGAGUUCGACACCGAGUAGUUUAGAACCCUGGACCUGCCUCAGAAAACGUCCCCUUCCUGCUGUGGCGGCCCCUUCCCACCCCCUGGAGCCACCUGGGACGCGCCGGGGCGAAGAUCCAGAGGGCCAUUCCCGGGGUCUCCGCGUGGGGAAGAGGAUUCCUGCCGGGGCUCCCGCCCUCCGGACGCGCCGUGAGACACCGGGAUGACCCAGAGCCGGAUGUGAGGAGUCCUUGGAGGAGCUCCAAGGCCCCGAGGGAGGGCAGGAGGAGGCGGCUGGAGCCGGAGCGUGCGCAGGGCCGGGGCUGUUCCGCGCUGUAUCCGGGCUGUGCCGGCGGCCCCGCCACGUACCAUUAAAGAGUUGGCAGUUCCUUCCUGGCCUAAACCCCCGUUGUGUUCCCUCUGUGUCCUUGAGAAGGGUGCUGGGAGCCUUGGGAAUGUCGCAGGUGGUUUUAGCAGGUGAAAGUUGCCUUUCCCGAGUGGUUUGGGAGCGAUGGAGAAACGGGGACCAAAUGACCCCAGGGCCAAAGUGGUUUGGGGGUUCUGGUGUUGGUGCACGAGCAGGAGGGUGUUUGGGAUCCCUGCAGUCUGUCCUCCUGCCAUCCAUGGAUUUGGGAUCCCUGCAGUCUGUCCUCCUGCCAUCCAUGGAUUUGGGAUCCCUGCAGUGUCAUCCUCCCAGCCAUGGAUUUGGGAUCCCUGCAGUCUGUCCUCAUCCCAGCCAUGGAUUCCAUGAAUUUGUGAUUCCCAGUCUGUCCUCCUCCCAUCCCUGAAUUUGGGAUCCCUGCAGUCUGUCCUCAUCCUUGCCAUGGAUUCUAUGGAUUUGUGAUUCCCAGUCUGUCCUCCUCCCAUCCCUGGGUUUGGGAUCCCUGCAGCCUGUCCUCAUUCCAUCCAUGGAUUUAGGAUCCCUGCAGCCUGUCCUUAUCCCAUCUGUGAUUUGGGAUCCCUGCAGCCUGUCCUCCUAGUGUCCAUGGGUUUGGGAUCCCUGCAGCCUGUCCUCAUCCCAUCUAUGAUUUGGGAUCCCCACAGUCUGUCCUCAACCCAUCCAUGAAUUUGAGAUCCCUGCAGCCUGUCUUCAUCGCAUCCAUGGAUUUGGGAUCCCCCUGGUCUGUCCUCCUCCCAUCCCUGGAUUUGGGAUCCCUGCAGUCUGUCCUUAUCCCAUCCCUGGAUUUGGGAUCCCUGCAACCUGUCCUUAUCCCAUCCCUGGAUUUGGGAUCCCUGCAGUCUGUCUUCAUCCUUGCCAUGGAUUCUAUGGAUUUGUGAUUCCCAGUCUGUCCUCAUUCCAUCCAUGGAUUUAGGAUCCCUGCAGUCUGUCCUUAUCCCAUCCCUGGAUUUGGGAUCCCUGCAGUCUGUCCUCCUCCAUCCUCUCUGCACCCAGCACUCCCUUCCUCCUCCUCCAGCUCAUUCCAGGUUUUUUUCCUGGCCCCUCUCCCCCCCUGCCCUCUGAUCCCGUGUUCCCAUGGUGAGUGUCUGGGCUUGGAAUGUUCCAUGGAAGAUCUUUGCCUAACUGUGACUUCCUGGUGCCUUAGUGCAUUGAAACAACGAAAAACCCUUAAAAAAACCACCAAGCCUGGGAUUUUUGCCCACCUUGUUUGUACAAUUCCCGGCUCCUCCGACUUCUCCUCCUGUUCCCGGGAUCUCGUGACCCUCCGGGGGUUUUCUAUGUCUGCACAGUGGGAUUUUUAUUGUUUCUGUUACCAAUUGUUUACUAAAAUCUGGCUUUUUUUAAUGAAAACUCGAGCUACUUGUCCGA
Molecule: messenger RNA, 3497 nt
Organism: Chiroxiphia lanceolata (lance-tailed manakin)
Lineage: Eukaryota; Metazoa; Chordata; Aves; Passeriformes; Pipridae
Gene: DDA1
Product: DET1 and DDB1 associated 1
Exons: 5
Coding region: 47-355 (102 amino acids)
Biological process (GO): positive regulation of proteasomal ubiquitin-dependent protein catabolic process
Cellular component (GO): Cul4-RING E3 ubiquitin ligase complex
Source: RefSeq, a predicted model, not a curated record